UCAUAAAACAACAACUAUUCCUAAUUCCAAGUUUCCAAGAACCUAGCUAGUCUUAAGUACCGCUAGUUUUCAGCAUUAAGUUAAAUCAACACGGAUUAGUUAACCGAAAAUCUAAGUAAAUUUCCACUAAUCUUACCUAGUAGGACUAUACAAACCAACACACAACAACUAAAAGCUUAGCCACUUCUUCCUAGAAACCCUAUACCAUACAAACUGCUCUCAAAACCUCACUAAAAACACACCCAUUUCAGGCUUUCAGCUCUGAUAGAUAAUCAUCAAUGAAUUCCAUCAAUUCAUUCAAAGGCUACGGCAAAGUAGACGAAGCUGAAGAACGAGCAUUCCGGCAGAAAACACGACGGCGUAUAACCAUCAUCACCGUUUCCACCAUCAUCUUACUUGUAGUAGUAAUUGCUUCCGUUGCUGGAGUUUUGAUACACAAGAAAACCACUGAAUCAUCAUCAUCGCCAUCAUCAACUAAACCGUUAACAUUAUCUCAAUCAAUCAAAGCCGUUUGUUCUGUUACACAAUACCCUGAUUCUUGUUACACUAGUAUCUCCUCAAUACAUAACGGAUCAUCAGAUAAUCCUGUUGAUCCUAAAGAACUGUUCUUGUUAUCAUUGAAAUCAACGGUGAAGGAACUUUCAGGUCUUACUUCUUUGCCGGAUGAUAUGAUUUCGAAGAAAAUCAACGGUGUGGAUCGGAAAGUUAAGAACGCAUUACUUGAUUGUAAAUCGUUGUUUGAUGAUGCAAUUGAUGAACUAAACUCGUCAAUUUCAUCAAUCACAACUGCAGGUGAUGUUCAGGAUUUAUUAUCGACGGUGAAGAUUGAAAAUAUCAAGACUUGGUUGAGUACUGCAAUCACUGAUCAAGAAACAUGUUUGGACGGCCUGACCGAAAUGAAUACGAGCUCACCGAUUCAUGAUCGAGUCAAGUCAGCCAUGAAGAAUUCAACUGAGUUCACUAGCAACAGCUUAGCAAUUGUCGCCAAGAUCUUACCGAUGCUUGAGAAAUUCAAGAUACCGAUUCACAGAAAAUUACUGAGUCAACAACAAGAGGGAGUCAUCGCAGUGAAAAGAUUUCCAGAAUGGGUCAAUCCACGAGAUAGGAGAUUACUUCAAGAUGAUCAGGAUGUGAUCAAACCGGAUCUAACUGUUGAUCAAAAUGGUGGUGGUGAUUUUAAGACGAUUCAAGAAGCGAUUUUGUCGGUGAAGAAGAAGAAUGAAACAAGGGUUGUGAUUUACGUUAAAGCUGGUAAGUAUAUUGAGAAUGUGAUAAUUGAUAAGGGGCAUUGGAAUAUCAUGAUGUACGGUGAUGGGAGAGAUAAGACUAUCGUCAGUGGCAGCUUGAACAACAUCGACGGCACUCCUACUUUCUCUACGGCCACUUUCGUUGUGACUGGAAGAGGGUUUAUAGCAAAAGGAAUAAGGUUCGAAAACACAGCCGGUCCAGCAAAACAUCAAGCAGUAGCCCUAAGAUCCGGAUCAGACCGUUCUGUGUUCUACCAAUGCUCAUUCGAUGGGUACCAAGACACGUUGUACGCGCAUUCUAACCGUCAGUUCUAUCGUGAUUGUGAUAUCACCGGGACAAUUGAUUUCAUUUUUGGAAAUGCAGCUGUCGUUUUACAAAAUUGUCUAAUCCAACCGAGACAGCCUAUGGCGAACCAGUUUAACACGAUUACUGCACAGGGAAAGAAAGAUCCGAAUCAAAACACGGGGAUAUCGAUCCAACGGUGUACUAUCAAGCCGUUUGGUGUUGUUAGUCUUAAAACGUAUUUGGGCCGGCCGUGGAAGGAUUUCUCGACGACUGUGAUCAUGCAGACUGAGAUAGAUGCAGUUGUGGAACCAGUAGGUUGGCUUCCAUGGGUAUCCAACGUUGAACCACCAAAAACAAUUUUCUAUGGGGAAUAUUUGAAUACAGGGCCUGGAGCUGGUGUGGAGAAAAGAGUUAACUGGACUGGAUACAAGCCCACCAUUACACCUGAUGAAGCAGGGAGGUUUACAGUGAAUUCUUUUAUUCAAGGCAAAGAGUGGUUGCAACAAGCAAAUGUAAUGUUUGAUUCAUCGUUAUAAUGUUCAAGUAUAUCUAAGAGUUUAUAUGGAGAUGGUGACAAUUCAAGUUCGUUGGAAAAAAGAAAUGAAUGCAUAUAUAUAAAUUAGUUUAAUCUUUGAAACUAUAAUUAUUAAAAAUUGCAAAACCCAAUUUGUAGUCAAAAGACACGGUGUUGUGUGGUGUAGUCUAUGGUGGCACAAGUUAUAAGCAUUUCACAUAGUUCCGGGAUGUAGAAUCCAUGUUGAAUCAC
Molecule: messenger RNA, 2299 nt
Organism: Papaver somniferum (opium poppy)
Lineage: Eukaryota; Viridiplantae; Streptophyta; Magnoliopsida; Ranunculales; Papaveraceae
Product: pectinesterase 3-like
Exons: 2
Coding region: 279-2069 (596 amino acids)
Biological process (GO): cell wall modification
Molecular function (GO): pectinesterase activity; pectinesterase inhibitor activity
Source: RefSeq, a predicted model, not a curated record